AAUGUGUUUCUUUUUUGUGUGUUUUUCAGGUAUGAAUCCGCUUUACCGAAGACUGAACCGUCGAGGACUUUGAACAACUCUGCUCAAAUUCAUAUUUUUUCUUCAAGUAAUGGACAUUUUAUGACUUAUUUUUUGCCUCCAGUUUGAUCCUGAAGGAAAAGACUAGCCUUUAGCUCUCACAGCCCCACCCAUUAGAAGUCUUUAAAUUAAAACCAUGAAGUUUUACGACAAAAAAAUGAGAGAAAUAAGUGCCUGAAAAAAAAAAGCACAGUUUAUGUAAACCCGAGACGCUGAGGAUCUUAGGAAACAAUAGUAUGGCAGUGGGACCCGUAGACCCCCGAGACAUCCUGAAAGGUGUGGAGGCUCUCCUAGGGAAGGAUGGAGAGCUGCGCAGCCUGGAGGGCGUCCCAAAGGUGUUCAGUCUGAUGAAAGCUUCCACUAAGAUGGUCAGCAGGUGUAUGUACCUGAACAUCCUGCUGCAGACCAAGUCGCAUGACAUUCUCAACAGGUUCAUCAGGGUCGGGGGCUACAGGCUGCUCAACUCCUGGCUCACCUACUCAAAGACCACAAACAACACCCCCCUGCUGCAGCUCAUCCUGCUCACUCUGCAGAAACUGCCACUCAAGGUGGACCACCUCAAACAGAAUAACACGGCCAAACUGGUGAAGCAGCUCAGUAAGACUGCGGACACUGAAGAACUGAGGAAGUUGGCAUCGGUGCUGGUCGAAGGCUGGAUGGCGACGAUCCGCUCACAGAGUGUGGCAAGCAGCAGCAGCUCCCCCGCUGACAAGAAGAAGAAGCAGAAGGAGGAAAGCAAGGCUCCUGUGAGGGAGGUGAAGACCGUAGAAGAGGAGAAGAAGAAGGAGAAACCCAAGGCUCACGCUCCGAGUCACGCAAAGAUCCGAUCCAUCGGACUGGAGAUUGAUACUCCCAACCCCGCCCCCCCUAAGAAGGCACCCAUCCCCCUUCAGCUGGGAGACAAAUACAACAUCAAACCCCCGCUCCUCAAGAGACCCAGGUCUACAUCCGUCUCCAGCACGGGCCCCUCAGACGCCCCCCCACUGGAGAAGAAGUACAAACCUCUGAACAUGCCGUCGAACUCCCCCAAAGAGAUCAAAGUGAAGAUCAUCCCGGCUCAGCCGAUGGAGUGCACCGGCUUCCUGGACGCUCUGAACUCAGCCCCUGUACCGGGCAUCAAGAUCAAGAAGAAGAAACCUGGACCAGGUGCUCCACCAGGGACCAAGGCCGUCUCCCCCACCUCUAACAAGGCGAAUCCCUUUGAUGGCAAACAGCCGUUCUCUUCUGCUAAACCGUCAUCACCUGAAGGUACGUCCUCCGCCCAAUCUGAGGACAACCAGGACCUGGAGCAGCCCGGGACCCCGGUACCCUCUGAGGACCAAGAGAACUCUGAGAACGGUGAGAAGCCUAACGCGCUGUCGGAGCCUCGGGGAGAAGAAGAGCACUUGACAAAGAAAGGGAAGAAGAAGAAGACGGUUCACUGGGCCGAGGAGGAGCAGCUCAAACACUAUUUCUACUUUGACCUGGACGAGACGGAAAGAGUGAACGUGAACAAGAUAAAGGACUUUGGCGAGGCGGCUAAGAGAGAGCUGAUGAUGGACAGGCAGACGUUUGAGAUGGCCCGUCGUCAUUCACAUGAUACCAUGGAGGAGAGGGUCCCCUGGAGCCCCCCCAGACCCCUCACCCUGACCGGCAGCCUGGUGAUCAACGGGGCCAACAGCACAGAGAAAAUGACGCAACGAGACCGAGAGAUGGGGAUCCUGCAGGAGAUCUUCCUCAACAAGGAGAGUGUUCCUGACAGUCCUCAUGAACCAGACCCAGAGCCGUAUGAACCAAUGCCUGCCCGCCUGAUCCCGCUGGACGAGGACUCCUCCAUGAUGGAUGAAGGAUACGUGGAGCCCCUGGACCCCUCCUCCUCAUUGGCGGGCGCUAACCUGCUCCAGACCGAGAGCUCCAAGCUUCCCCCCGUCCUCGCCAACCUGAUGAAUCUGAACAACAACAGAAGCCCCCAGAUCAACCCCCCCGCCAACAUCCCCCCCACAGCGCCAAAUGUCAACGUGCAGGAGCUACUCACCUCCAUCAUGGGGGCGUCUGGCGGUCAGUCGACUGAAGAUCUGAUCAAACAGCCGGACUUCUCGGACAAGAUCAAACAGCUGCUAGGCUCCCUGCAGCAGAGCCAGAACCAGAACCAGAAUCAAGCAGGACCCCCACCAGUGAACCCGGGUCUUCUGGGUCAUGGUCCAGGCAUGAACAACAUGAACAACAUGAACAUGAACAUGCACAUGCAGAUGCCCAUGAACGGGGGCUACCCCCCCAACAACCCCCCCGGUGGACCCCGCUUCAACCACCCCCCACCUCCGCACAACCACGGACCCCCCUUCAACGCUGGUGGGCCACGCAUGAUGGGACCCCCGCCCGGCCAGGGCCGUGGUGACAAUGGGAACUACUGGGGCGACGACUCCAUGAGGGGUGGGCCGCACCGAGGCGGACCUUUCCACAGAGGAGGGCGGGGCCGAGGGGGAGAGCCGGGCUUCAGGGGGCGGGGCCGAGGAGGACCCCGAGGAGGACACAACAACAUGAACGACAUGUCUAAGAGGCCAGUGUGUCGUCACUUCAUGAUGAAAGGCAGCUGCAGGUAUGAGAGUAAUUGUGCCUUUUAUCACCCGGGUGUGAACGGACCCCCACUUCCCCCAAACCACCCCGCUCACAACCAGCACCCCCAGCACGGACACUAGGGGGCGCUGCAGCCUGAGGACACUAUGGUGCAAUGCACCCCGAGGACACUUGGGGGCGCUGCAGCAUGAGGACACAUCUGAGAUCAGUGUGCGAGGAUCCUCUGAGGACUGAUGACAUUGCACAGGUGAUGUCACCUGACAGAGGAGACAAUGUUUUUUUUAACAGUGUCUGAUCAUCAUGAUUGAUCUGUCAAACAGGAAGUGAUCGCUGAUGAUGAUGUUUCUUUCUUCAUCGGUUACACCUGCUCCUCUUCAUCACUCAUAAGAAGCACUUUAUACAGAGAACAAACCUGUCAGGUGACUGAUGAGGAGAAGGAACACCUGUCAAUUAUUAAUAUUAUCUGACAGCAGCUGCUACUGACUGUGUGUGUGUGAGGGUGCGAGUGUGUGAUUAAACAUCAGAACACUGUAUAUAUGAAGUGGGCAUGGCCUUAGCGACAUCAUCCACUGGUGUUUGGACGUCUUCUUGAAAACCUCCAGGUUGACAUUGAGGCAGUUGCCGUGUUGUUGUUUUUUAUUUUGAUGUUUCAGAGCCUGAAGUGACCAUAUUUCGGCGAGUCUCUUUGGACAGAAGCCCGCCCUAAAACCUCCUCUAACUCUAAAUGGGACCAUAAUUCACUAAAUGAACAUUAUGCUGCGUUGAAUAAGACCUGAGGCUCGUUAGGAAAAGGUUAACUGAGGGAAUAAAUCACGGAGAAGUAGGACCAUUUAAUCAUAGACUUCUUUUUGCAACCAGUGUAGUCGCCCUCUGCUGGACAUUAGAGAGAAUGCAGGUCUGAGGCUUCACUGUAAAACAAAGAGGCUCCACGGCUUAUAUACAGUCUAUGAUAACAGCUAUGUGUGCCUGUGUGUGUGUGUGUGGGGGUCAGGUGUGUGCGCUCUGAUCAGGUGUGUUCCCUGACAAUCAUGAGCAGGUGUUUGUAUAUUCUGUAGAUUCAGUGUUGAGGUGAGCUGCUCUGAGGUCAGUUUGUUUUCUGUGAAAACUUUUGAGCUGCGUCUCUUUGGGACUUUAGUUAAAACGUCCCGUUUCUCCUCCAUGUUUUUUUUUUUUAUUUCUUAUUUUUUUGAUUCCGGAACAUUCUCAGAGCGCCGGCCCUUUAAGACGUUCAGUUCCCUGUCAGUAUGAACUGUUUGUAAGAUACAGAAACACAUUUAUACAUAUUUCAGUUGUUUUGUACACAGUGUCAUGAAUAAAUGUCAAAUAUAAGAAAGA
Messenger RNA from Labrus mixtus (cuckoo wrasse), 3966 nucleotides. RefSeq names its product protein phosphatase 1, regulatory subunit 10 (gene ppp1r10). Gene Ontology annotation, cellular component: nucleus. Lineage: Eukaryota; Metazoa; Chordata; Actinopteri; Labriformes; Labridae. Gene Ontology annotation, molecular function: metal ion binding. The record is from RefSeq and is a predicted model, not a curated record. The transcript has 18 exons. The coding region runs from base 315 to 2753 and encodes 812 amino acids.